This is a messenger RNA of Brettanomyces bruxellensis, 1323 nucleotides long. RefSeq lists its product as uncharacterized. Gene Ontology annotation, molecular function: 3-oxoacyl-[acyl-carrier-protein] synthase activity. Gene Ontology annotation, biological process: fatty acid biosynthetic process. Lineage: Eukaryota; Fungi; Ascomycota; Pichiomycetes; Pichiales; Pichiaceae. The record is from RefSeq and is a predicted model, not a curated record. The transcript has a single exon. Bases 1 to 1323 code for a protein of 440 amino acids.
AUGUCACAAAGAGUAGUUAUUACAGGAAUGGGCCUCGUUACACCUCUUGGGGUUGGGGUCAAACAUGUAUGGUCGAAAUUGAUAAGUGCCAAAUCAGGAUUGGUGAGUACUUCCACAUUGCCAAAAUCGGAAGAGUACGAGAGCAUUCCAGCCAAGGUUGUUGGGGCUGUUCCACACGGGCCAAUCAGCGAAGGGAAAUUCGACGCCAAAGAGCAUUUUAGUCCUCGAGAACUAAGAAGAAUACCACCCUUUAUACAGUAUGCCAUAGUAGCUGCAAGGGAAGCUUUACAUGACGCCAAUUGGGAGCCGAAAACAGAGAAUGAGCAACUACGGACCGGUACAAGCAUUGGAUCUGGAAUUGGCUCAUUUCAGGAUACGUACGAGAAUUCCGUGGCGUUUCACGAGAGAGGAUAUCAUAGGACAAAGCCAUUAAUGGUGCCUAGAAUACUUACAAACAUGGCUGCUGGAAAUGUGUCCAUAUACUUUAAUCUCAAGGGACCAAACCAUGCCGUUUCGACGGCUUGUGCCACUGGAGCCCACAGCAUUGGCGAUGCUGCACUUAUGAUAAAGGAAGGAUAUGCAGAUGCGAUGGUUGCUGGAGCAACCGAGGCUUCAGUGCAUCCUCUUGCAUUGGCAGGUUUUGCACGAGCCAAAUCGGUUGCUAGUGGAUUUGCCGACAAUCCAGAGGCUGCAUCCAGACCAUUCGACAAGGACAGAAAGGGAUUUAUUCUUGGGGAAGGUGCAGGAGUAGUGCUUCUAGAAUCAUUAGAACAUGCACUAGAAAGAGGGGCGGAAGGCAACAUAUAUGGAGAAGUCUGCGGUUACGGAAUGAGUGGAGAUGCAACCCAUAUAACUUCUCCACCUGCAAAUGGCGAUGGUGCAUUUCGAGCAAUGCAGUGUGCCAUUAAAAGGGCUGGCAUUUCACAAAGAGAUAUUGGAUAUAUCAAUGCACAUGCAACAUCUACUGUUCUGGGUGACAGGGCUGAGAAUUACGCUUUGAAAAGACUCUUCGAGAACGAGAGGCCGGAUCUUGCUGUCAGCUCUACAAAAGGUGCAAUUGGUCAUCUUCUCGGUGCCUCCGGUGCGGUUGAAGCAAUUUUCACUAUGCUUGCCUUAAAGAACCAAAUACUUCCUCCUACAUUAAACUGUGACAAUCCGGGACAACAGGAUGAGGACAACGAGGAUGAUUUUAUCUUCAACUACGUCCCGAAUAAAUCUCAGCGUGUUUCGGAUCUACAUGAAAUAAACUAUGCUUUGACAAAUAGCUUUGGUUUCGGAGGCACAAAUGCCUCAUUAUGCCUCUCACGAUGGAAAUCAAGCUAG